Neurospora tetraspora is the source of this 857-nucleotide messenger RNA. RefSeq lists its product as uncharacterized. Lineage: Eukaryota; Fungi; Ascomycota; Sordariomycetes; Sordariales; Sordariaceae. The transcript has a single exon. Bases 246 to 737 code for a protein of 163 amino acids. The record is from RefSeq and is a predicted model, not a curated record.
UCUCAAUCAUGACACACCGGAUAUUUUUUUCCCACUACGCGGCGUAGUUGCUGUCGUGAGGUCCUGCUGUUCUUGAGUGCGAAUCUGUCGAUGGCAUGGGGCCUGGCAUGCCAGUCAAGGUGCCGUCAACGGUUGCUCUCCACCCGGACCUGAUCUGGAUAACGUUUUAUCCAGUACUAGAGGUAAGGAUGGAGCAGAUUUCCAGCGCCCCUUCUUCCUAAUAAACAUGUCUGUUGAGAUGACGCAUGGUAUUCCCUGCGUGUAUUACCUAUGCGUUCUUGUCCAUUCUUUGUUUCUCAGAGGUAGUUGACUGUUCUUUGGAGACGUCAAAGAAUUGGACCCAAAGCUUGCAUGUGACAUUUGCGAGACAUAAAGGUCGCAAGGUAUCCUCCCUUUUUCAUCUCGUUUUCCGUUUGUUUUCAUCCCAACCAGCGCCACAACAACCAUCAAGAUGGCACCAUUUAAACGGCAACAUGAUUGCUAUCCCGCGGUCGGCGGCGGCGGCUCUGCCGCGAAUGCACGUGCCGGCACCUCGGUAUAUGAUAUUCCAAUUUUACUCCUUAUUGACUCUCUGCGUUUGGAAGCUCUGUGUCACUACGUUUGCAUCCUUCACGUUAGCAGUCAUUGCAAUCCAUCAAGUGUUGGAUGUCGAUUAUCAAUGGUCUUCGCCUACCUUUGACUCCAUUCCCAUUAUUCCAUUUCAUUCCCAUCAUCGCGUCUUUCUCACCUGGCGAUGACUUUGCUCUGUGCCAAAACUGGGACCUCACAGUCACCAGAGGCCGCCGCGCAUGUAGUCAAAAUGCCGAGCACACGGACCCAGGAGGACCGUUCACUUACCCCCAAAUCCAAAACACCCG